AUGCCACUCUUCAGCAAUUACCCAGGUCUUGAUGAUAUCUCAUCACAGCUAUCCAUACCAGCUUUGGUAUUCAGCAUCACGACGCCGCUAAUAGUCCUUGCCCGCUUCGUUGCUCGACUUACCAAUCAAAAUCAUGCUGGCCCGGAUGACUGGACCGUUCUGGCCUCUCUCAUGUUUGCCGAAACGGUCUCAGUACAGAUGAUUCUCUGCUGUGCAUGGGGUUUUGGCAAACACACCAAGGCCUUGCCUGUUGAGCUGGUGAAGCGGACCCUGGAAAUGUACUAUUUCGCCCAGAUCUUCUACAAAGUCACCAUUGGAUUAACCAAGAUCUCAAUUUUGCUUCUGUACGUGCAAGUUUUCGGCGUAUGGAAGUCCUUUAAAUGUCUUUGUUACCUCAUGAUGGGCUUGGUAUUUGCUUUCACCAUCGCUUCGGUUACAGCCUCUGUGUUCCAAUGCUCCCCAGUUAACUUUGCUUUCGGCAAGACUGCCAUUGGAGGCCAUGGUACCUGCAUCGACAUGACCAAAUUUUGGUACGCAAACGCUGGGUUCAACAUCAGCAGUGAUGUUAUGAUCAUCUUGCUCCCUAUCAUUCCAGUAAGAAGCUUGCCACUCCCUUUGAAAAGCAAGGUAGCUCUCUGUGGGGUGUUUGCAAUCGGUGGCUUUGUAUGCGUGACUUCCAUCCUCCGCUUCACGACAUUGAACGUGUCAACAUCCCAUAAAGACAUUAUGUGGCAGUCAAUCGGCAGCAGCAUGUGGACAGUGAUCGAGUAUAAUCUAGGAAUCACAGCAGCCUGUCUUCCAGCACUGCGCCGCCCUCUUGCUAGACUCUUCCCAGCUCUACUCGGCCGCACUUCCCACAGCUGGGACUCAAAUCCUACUGUCGAACGAAACAACACAAACAACAGCUUCAGCACAGACAGCUCCGCAAGAAGAUUUCAAAGAUCUUCGGUCCACGCCGUGGGCCAUCCAGACCACCUCAACGACAAAAUGUCGCAGAUAUCCCGCGACGAACGGUAUCGGAGUGGUAUGCGUACUGAAACCUACGAUUUUACCACAGAUGGCCGCCGGUCCAGCGACAGAUCGCACGAAGACAUUUUACGAGGUUUUCCUCUCUGGGAAAAUGGAAUAAUGAAAACUAUAGAGAAUGAUAUACAUAUUGAGCGUGACAGUGUCAUUAUAAGCAGUGAUGCUGGUGAUGGGGAUGAGGCGAAGACGGCCGUCUCCCGAUUUGUCUUCGAUCCUGUUGCCUGGAGACCUUUGCCUAAAAAGAGCCAGGACCGACCUGAUCCACCGCAUUUCAGAUGA
Molecule: messenger RNA, 1305 nt
Organism: Exophiala aquamarina CBS 119918
Lineage: Eukaryota; Fungi; Ascomycota; Eurotiomycetes; Chaetothyriales; Herpotrichiellaceae
Exons: 2
Coding region: 1-1305 (434 amino acids)
Source: RefSeq, a predicted model, not a curated record